Messenger RNA from Drosophila biarmipes, 4746 nucleotides. It is a transcript of the gene ADD1, whose product is annotated as putative RNA exonuclease pqe-1. The record is from RefSeq and is a predicted model, not a curated record. Lineage: Eukaryota; Metazoa; Arthropoda; Insecta; Diptera; Drosophilidae. The transcript is spliced from 4 exons. Bases 335 to 4012 code for a protein of 1225 amino acids.
UUCGAACCGAAGCGGCAGCCAUGUUGAAAAUUCGACCGAGUGUCUAGCUGUCACUCUCGGGUGAAAAAAUCUUUCCUUUCGCAUUUUCGAUGAGACUUGCUGUGCAUUAUUCGGAUAAAGAAUAUCAAAUGAAGUAUUUUAUUCGUCGGCUUCCGCGACUAAUAAAAAUAUAAACACGCGCCAGCUGCAGGGUUGUUGUUUAGUGAUUAGCGCGCCGCUUCUUUCUUCUUUUGCGGCGGCGGCAGCGAGUUGCGAAUUUGUUGAGUUUCUGUGCUAAAAUCGGUGCGGAUCGUAGCGGUUGGCAGUGCCAGGAGCAGGAUACACACCAGCAAUCAUGAGCAGCAGUACUCCGGGCAGCGAGAGUGCCCUGGUGAAGGUAGCGACACCUUCGCCGUCGCCGCUAGCCAAAAUAGAUGUGGACUACACGGGUUCCAAGUUCGAGAUGCACCCGUCGCUGUCGGACGAGGAGCGCCGCUUCUACCUGAAGAUGUACCCCAACGUGGAUGUGGUGAACCAGCGGAGGGUGCACUGCACCGUGUGCAAGCAGCACCUGGGCACUGCCCCCGCCUCCGAGAACAACAUCAAGAUGCAUCCGAUCCUGCGGGUGACGCACUGCGUCAAGUGCCAUGACUUCUACAACAGCGGCGAGUUCUCCAAGGGCGAGGAUGGCUCCGAGCUGUACUGUCGCUGGUGCGGACAGGGCGGCGAGGUCUACUGCUGCUCCACCUGCCCGUACGUCUUCUGCAAGUCCUGCAUCGUUAAGAACCUCUCCAAGGGCGUCAUCGUGGACAUCGAGCAGAACGAGCACUGGAACUGCUUUAGCUGCACCUCCAAGAUCCUCUGGCCACUGCGCGCCCAGCACUGGGCGCUGGUCAACUACCUGGAGACGCAGAAGAGGGCCAUCCAGAGUUUGCAGCUGUCCGAUGUAGAGGCACGUCGCCAGAUGCUCAGGGAUGGCACCCAUUGCUGCCGCCUGUCCAAAUCGAAGGCCAGCAGUUUGUCCGACUCGCUGGAGAGCUUGGAGUCCAACGUUUCCAAGCGCAGCCACAACAGCUCAGUGAGCUCGACCAAGCGAGGAUCCUUGCCCAAAGCCGUUCCUUCGGCACCACCAGCCAAACGCCCGAAAUCUUCAAACGACGAGGUGGUCUGCACACCGGAUCUGCUCAGUAUGCUGGAGCCGGAUUGCCAGCUCUCUGUGACUCCGAAGCCGGCUGCCCGUCAGUCGAUGCCGGCAGCCAGUGUCACAACCACCCCGAGGAUUGUCACCGUCCAGCAGAACUACCAGCCAGGUCCCAGUUCCAGCAACAACAGCAGCAAUGGAAGUGCCAGUGCAUCCACCUCGAUGACAAUGCCGCGUAACAGCCUGCCACCGCCGCUGGUCCUAAGUGGAUCGGGAAUUAGGUACCGCCAGACUGCUCCUGGUGGUGGCUCCAAUGUAGUGCGGCGCACCGUGGUCCCCAACGCAGUCAAGAAUGCUGGGCCAGUCUUCCACACCAUCAACGGGUACCGGGUGGAUUUGAACAGCGCUGCACAACAGGAUUCCUACCGCCUGCCGAAUGGUCGUUUGAUUCAGGUGAAGCGUCAGAUUCCUCAAGCCGUCGUUGGUCAGCCGUCGCCACCGCCACCCCCGCCUGCUCUGGCUGUGCCACAAGUGGGUUCUGGUGUGGUCAUCCGGCCAAGGCCACCGAUUCCGCCUAGUCGACCUUCGCUGCAUAUCAGCACCUAUGGCUCCAACAUGGGCAUCUACAAUCCGCAGUCGGGUCAGCCGCAGCGACCUCCACAAGUGCGAGUUGGGAAUCCAAAUCAAGGACCUCCACCGCUACAAGGUCCACCGCCGAACACCAAUGGAGGUCAACCCCUAAUGAUAACUCCAGCACCGCCACCACCAGCCAAGGGUCCAACUUUGGUGCGUCACAACUUCCCCAACACGCCGAUGGGGCAGGCACGUGCCCAGCUGCAGGAGCAGAUCUUCAGCGCCAUGGACAUCUGCACCCAUCUCACCGGCAAAGUGGUCUCGCUUACCCACUCGAACGCUUACAACCAGGUGCGCAACUAUCUGGAACUCAAGGAGUUGUACAUCCACAUGUCGUAUCUGAUGACCUACGCCAUCGGGCGGUUCAAGAAUCUGCAAGAGAAGUGCCUGGUGGACAUGCGGGAGAAGGGCUUCAAGAACGACGCCAACAGUCUCGAGAACGGUCAACUGGCUGCCGAAAAACAAGCCAGCGACGACGAGGAUAACGAAAUUGAGAUUGUGGAGCCCAAGACGGAUACCAUCACCAUCGAUUCGGACAACGAAGACGAGACGCCCUCGACCUCAACCUUGACCUCGACGCAGCAGCCUCAACAACAACAGCCGGCCAUUAUGAAAAUAACUUCUGUGACAUCGGCUGCUCCGAAGAGUGAACUGAAGGAAAACCAGGCCGACAUCGAUGUGGCGGCCUUCAGCUCCACGAUCUUGGCCAGUCUGCUGGAAGUGGAGGUCACCGAGGGCACUAAUGAGCCCAAGUCCAUUUCUCCGGGCCAAAAGAAACAGCCGCGCAAGAAGACAACGAACAAGCCAAACCCGGCACUUUUGCAGCUGGAACGCCAGCGCAUGGAGGAUCUAAAGAAUUCAGAUGCCAAGCUGAAAAUGAAGGUUGUGGUUAGGUUAAAGCGAGCUGAGGAUGAGUUCGAGGUGGCACGAAAAUGGGUUGAGGACUGCCGGAAGCGGGAACAGAAAUUGGGCGCCGGAAAUGAUACUGCUGCCAAGAAGGUCACAUUAAAUGAUGCAGCCAAGGAGCCGACGAAAGCGCCAAGUGAAAAAGCAGCAGACUCCGUCAAAAAGAUCACAGAAAAGGGCGAGGAGAAAGUGGCUGUGGUUGGUAAGGAAAGGGCCAAAAGCAAGGAAAAAAUUGGAGAUAUAUUAAAAGCGGCAAUCAAAGCCAAAAUUGGAGAAAAGGAUAAGAAAGUGGAUGAAGAAGAUCUUGAAAAUGAAAAUACAGAAGAGAAAGAAAAAUUAGUAUCAAAAGCAAUAGAAAAUAAAAUAGUACCCGAAUCGGAACAGGGAAAAGUACGUGAAAAGAUUGUGGCAAAGGCAUCAGAGAAGAUAAAAGAAUUAACAAAGGAUAAGCUUCUAAAGGAAGACAGUAAGAAGGAAACCAGCAAAGAAGUUUCUAAAGAUAAAAAGGCUGAUGGUUCAGAAAUCGAAGAAGAUUCGGAAAUAUCGUCAGAAAAAGAACAGUGUAAUUCAAACAGCGUAUCAGAAAUUGGAGAAUCAGAAGGGGAAGGUGAAUUGAAAAGCGUUAAUCAAAAAGAAAAAAAAUCAGCUGAAAAAGACACAAGUUCAAACAAAAAACCUUCUUUAAUUAAGAGGGAUCAAGAUAGGCUGUCUAAAAAACAGAUUUCUGAGAGGAAAACAAGUGUUAUUGAAAAAGAGCACGAAACAAAGAAACCCGAAGGGAAAUCAGAUGAGGUCAGUGAAAAAAUUACAGAAAAUAAAAUUGCAAGAAAUAGAGCAGCAAACACUGAAGAAAAAAAUCAGAACAGCGAACUUGUACAGGAACCCACAUCAGACGUAGUUGAACCUAUGGACACAUGCAACGAAAAUGACCAGCCUUUCCCAGCCGAACUCCUGGAAAGCAUGGACGUCGGCGAACUUGUUGAAACCCCCAAAGAACUGUUAGAUUGCGCCAUAGACGAGGUUAUUGCCAUGGAUGGCAUUGAACUUAGUGCAGCCACUGAAGAGCUGAUGAAGGCUUUAAACAGUCCCAGCGGCCUAGCCUCCGAAAACGCCAAUGAGGAUGAGACUGACUCUAUUGAAAAUAUCCCACUCGAAACAGCGGAGCCACCUGAGAUUCUCCUGAAAGAGGAUGAUGAGGGCGACGUAUCCAGUAAGUCGGGACCGCCGACCGAGACUGAACAAAGUGAGACACCUUCGGCGAGCUCCGGCGAAAAUGGUGACACCGAAAUGGAAUUCACCCAGGAAGCAGAUACUGCACAAGACGAGCCCGCCACGGCGCAAAUUGUUGGCUAGUUUGUGGUGAUAAUUCGAGGUCCCGCCGACGAGGAAACAUAGCAUUGGGCCUCAACUUCAAUUUAGAAUUUCUAACAGAAUUUAAACGAAAGACAACUAACACUGUGGAUGAAAAACCAAACAAAAGAAAAUCAUUAACACAAAAAGUUUCAUGUAAAUACUUUUCAAACGUUUUUAAUGUAUACUUUUAUCGCGAUUGUAAAUCCUAUAGUCCUCUGUUUUAGGAAUUCUUUCCUUCCAAUAUUGACUUGUAAAAACUAAUUGCUAUCAAAUUAUUUGCUUGUGGACCUUAUAUUCUUGUGAAUAUCAAUAAAGCGCGAAGCUCAGCUAGGGUUUUAGGCUAACAGCUUUCAGAAUGCCUGAAAGUGCACAAAUAAACAAAAGUCUCCGAUUCCAUUUGUAUCAAUCAUAGAAUUUUUUCAACAUGCGCAUAUAACAUAGGUUUAGGUGUUGCAUUUUACAAUGCAUUGUUAUGUUUCCGAACCGCUUAAAAAGCCUGGUCAUCCCACAAAAUUUAGGGAGCUAUUCGAUAUUUGAAACAAUAUUUUUAGCUUAUCUCUAUGGUCGUUCAUAUUUUUGUAACAGAAUUAUAUGGCACAUACGACAUCCGAUUGAAAUAAAUUAGUACUUAAGGUAUUAAAUGAUAUUGAUAUAAAUGUGUAAUUCUAAGCUUAUCUUACGACAAAUAAAAGAUCUAAAGGACUAUCAUUAAAGCAAUGUAGUCAAUAUCUUAA